UUUAACCUUGAACCCCCUAACCUAGUACUACAUUAUUGCCGCUUUUGCCAAUCUGAUGUUCUUCUGCAACUGAACUGGAAGCUUAUUUUCUUUCAAUUUCCUCUUCAAUCUUCUCUCUGUUUGGUUUCCUUGAAGCUAAACAGAUCUCCGGGUUGUGUCAGCUUCAGAGUGGGAAGUGAAAGAAUGAUGACUGCUGAUUCGGAAUCGUUAUUAAGUUUGGGGGAGAUAAAAGGAAGAGGAAGGGCUCUUGUAGCCUCGCAACCUUUGAAGGCAGGCCAAAUUGUUCUCAAGGAUUCUCCCAUCCUUGUCUACUCUGCUCUUCCUUUGGUUAGACCUCAAUCUUCUGCCUCUGCCUCAUAUUGUGACAAUUGCUUCAGAACACUCUCAUCAUCAGCAAAUGUAACGUCUUGUCCUUCGUGUUCUCAUCAUCAUCUCUUCUGCAGUCCUAAUUGCCUAACCAUGGCAACAGCUGCCUCUCAUUCUACUUGGGUUUGCCAGGCUCUCAGUCGCCUUCGUGACUGCCCUUCUCUUGUUCCUCAACCUCCUGAACGCCAAGUACAAGCUCGUUUCCUUAUCGCUGCCUAUAAUCUUGCCCUUACUUCCCCCGGCCAUUUCCAGGUUUUGCUUUCUCUUCAAGGCCAGGGUUCUCCUUCUGAUGCUCCCGCUGUCCAAUUCCUGCAUUCUCUCAUUUCAUCCAUCUGCCCGCCUCCUUCAUUAUCUCUCUCCAUUGAACUCACAGCAGCUCUAUUGGCAAAAGAUAAGCUCAAUGCCUUUGGAUUGAUGGCACCUAUCUCCCUUCAACAGGAUGGACAGAGGUCUGUCCGUGCUUACGGCAUCUAUCCCAAGGCUUCUUUCUUCAACCAUGAUUGUCUUCCUAAUGCUUGCAGAUUUGAUUACCUUGACUUGGCUACUGGCCAGAAUACUGACAUCACUGUUCGGAUGAUUCAUGAUGUUCCCCAAGGUAGGGAGAUCUGCUUGAGUUAUUUCCCUGUCAAUCUUAAUUACUAUACCAGACAGAAGAGAUUGGCUGAGGACUAUGGCUUUACCUGUGAUUGUGAUCGUUGCAAGGUUGAGGCUAAUUGGUCUGAUAAUGAAGCUGAUGUUAUUGAUGAUAAUGGAAAUGUGGAGAAGGAAGAGGUCAUGGAUGAGGACAGUGAUGAACAAAUGAUAGCCUCUGACACAGAUGGGGAUGCAGGAGGAGUUGAUGACUUUCCUCAUGCUUAUUUCUUUUUCAGAUACAUGUGUAGUCAUGAAAACUGUUGGGGCACACUUGCUCCUUUGCCCCCAUCUGAUGAUGCUUCUUCCAAAGUAUUGGAAUGUAAUGUCUGCGGCAACCUCAAGAAUGAUAUAGAUGUAUGUUGACUUGGGACUAGGUACCUUUCCCCUGGUGGACUGCUCUAAGUACAACAAUGUCAACUCCCCCCCUUCCCCUCUAGCAUCAUCAAUCUGUUUUGUGUUUAUACGUACUUGUUGUCACCAGGGCUUCACAUUUUGUUCUCUUAAUCUCUAAUUGUCUAUAUUCAAUUGUUGCUGGCAUUGUUUCAUUA
Messenger RNA from Theobroma cacao (cacao), 1547 nucleotides. It is a transcript of the gene ASHR2, whose product is annotated as ASH1-related protein 2. The record is from RefSeq and is a predicted model, not a curated record. Gene Ontology annotation, molecular function: protein binding. Lineage: Eukaryota; Viridiplantae; Streptophyta; Magnoliopsida; Malvales; Malvaceae.